Exophiala dermatitidis NIH/UT8656 is the source of this 2173-nucleotide messenger RNA. Its product is annotated as AAT family amino acid transporter. Gene Ontology annotation, cellular component: membrane. The transcript is spliced from 4 exons. Gene Ontology annotation, biological process: amino acid transmembrane transport. The coding region runs from base 298 to 1947 and encodes 549 amino acids. The record is from RefSeq and is a predicted model, not a curated record. Gene Ontology annotation, molecular function: amino acid transmembrane transporter activity. Lineage: Eukaryota; Fungi; Ascomycota; Eurotiomycetes; Chaetothyriales; Herpotrichiellaceae.
GGUUUCCCUCCUUAUCACUUAGAUUCUCUAUCCGGUGGGGCUUAACUCAAGCUUCCUGGAGCGGAGGAAAUCGACGGCAUCGCUUAUCUUCGAGAUGGUGCACCCAAGAUUAGCCCGAAGGACGCCUUCGAGGUUACUUCAGAGAUAGAGAGGCAGGACGAAGUUGACGUCGAGCAAGGAAGAUGAAGUAUAAGUGCGAUCAAGUUAUAACUAUGGUGAUAAAGAAGCGUCUCCUGCUUUGAUCAUCCAGGACUCUUCCUUCCCAUAUCUACAGGCGCGCAGUAAACAUAAUCAAUCAUGGAAAAGAAGAUCACUACUAGCGGUGUUGAUCCCACUACUCACAGCGACGAUGCUGCGAGUGUCGAGGCUGGCAUCUUUGUCGCGACUGAAUAUGCCGGCGAGCAGCCCUCAGGGUCUGCGAAUCAGCUCCAUCGGACAUUCACCUCGAGGCACAUUCAAAUGAUAGGGCUGGCAGGUAGCAUUGGCUCAGGUCUUUUCAUUGGUACAGGCAAGGCUCUUCGUUAUGGCAACUAUCCCGGAAUGUUCCUCGGAUGGACACUCAUUUGCACUCAGCAAUGGAUGCAGAUGCAAGUCAUGUCCGAAGCUUGUGUUAUAUUUCCCACAUCUGGUGCAUUCAUUGACCAUGCGGCUCGCUUUCUUGACCCAGCUCUGGCAUUCGCGCUUGGAGCCUGUGAGUGGUUUGCAUGGCACACGACCCUCGCCGCUGAGGGCGCGGUAUUCAGACUCAUUCUCACAUACUGGACCACCGAAAUUCCCACCGCAGCCUGCAUGACCUUCUAUCUGGCCGUCGUCUUUGCUAUCCACUGCUUACCCAAUAGAUGGUUUGCAGAAGUCGAGUUUGGCACCGCCGUGUUGAAGAUGUUUAUGAUGUUCAUCAUAAUAAUUACGUGUAUUGUCAUGUUGGCGGGCGGUGGGCCUACUGGCACGACUCACCACGCUGAGAACUACACUGAUCUUCCGGCAUUCCCUAAUGGUUUCAAGGGCAUUGCCCAAUGUUUCUUACUAGCCUCCUUUUCCUGCGGGGGCAACGAGCUUCUCGGCAUAACAAACGGAGAGGCAAAGAUGCCUCGUUGGAACAUGCCCAGAGCCAUCAACAACUUGGCAGCGCGGUUGUUCUUUUUCUUUGGCGUCUCGGUCGUCUUUAUAUCCCUCCUCGUGCCCUACACGGACGAACGGCUUCUUGGGCCGUCGAAUAUUGCCGCGUCUCCUUUUGUCAUUGCCAUGAGCGAUGCUGGCAUUAAAGGACUUCCGGACCUCUUGAAUGUGGUUAUUAUCAUUGGCCUUUGUGCCAUCGGAGCGGAGUCGUUAUACAUCACUUCACGUCUCGGAACUGCAAUGGCACGAAUGGGCCUCUUCCCGAAGUCGUUUGGCCAUGUCGACAAAAAGGGCAGACCAUACGUGUCCCUUGCUUUUUCCGCUGGCUUGGCAAUUAUUCUGACCUACAUCAACUGCUCGAAUACCGGUGGCGUCAUUUUUACUUGGUUCAGUUCUGUCGGAUCCACCGUUUACUUCAUUGCAUACCUCGUCGUCGCCGCCACCAACUGGCGUAUGCGGGCAGCAUUCAAAGCUCAAAACGACAAUCCCCUGAUGCUGAAAUAUGCAUACAAGAACAAGGCUUACCCUCUUGGUAGCGUCUUUCUCUUCAUCAGUGGUAUCUUUGUCCUCGCCUCGACGUUCUACAUUUCGCUGUAUCCCAUCAAUCAGCCUAUGGGUGCAGACACAUUCUUCCAGACCUUCCUCUGCAUUCCUCUUUUUCUCACCCUUUGGAUAGGUUACAAGGUCAUAUGCAAGACAAAGUGGGUCGAUCCAGCCAAAGCUGACCUGCAGAGUGGGCGGAGACCUUUGACUGCCGAAGAUAUUGCCUUUUUGGAUGCUUACUACAGCCAACCCAUGUACAAGAGGAUCUUCAGCUAUGUUGGUCUGUGAGUGGAAGUGGUCUGUACAAGAGGAGAGAAUGAGUGGCUGUAUCUUGGUUCAAUUGCAGACUGAUUGGGGGGUCUCCGUGAAUUCGGGUUGGUUUUGUGUAUUCAAUAUGCAAAUCCAUCAAAUGUCUGUUUUGAGAUAUGCCAUAGUGCCUUGCUCUCUAGGAGUUCAUGUAACUGAAACACAGAUAUUCUUCGAUUACACAAAAUACACACAUAUUUACAGCACC